Molecule: messenger RNA, 2062 nt
Organism: Pygocentrus nattereri (red-bellied piranha)
Lineage: Eukaryota; Metazoa; Chordata; Actinopteri; Characiformes; Serrasalmidae
Gene: ciroz
Product: chromosome 9 C1orf127 homolog
Exons: 11
Coding region: 112-1770 (552 amino acids)
Source: RefSeq, a predicted model, not a curated record
UCUGCUUUUAUGAUGUUCCUUGCAUUGAGCUGUGAGUUGAAGUAGGCAAACACAGGUGAUGCUUCAGUUUAUAAGUCUUGCAGAGCUCAGCUGCCAGUAUCAGACACUGACAUGGCUGCCAUGAACCUGACGCACCUCUGGAUUUUCAUACUGUAUUUUGUUUUGCCUACAAGUGGCCGUGUUUUACGGGUUCAUAAGCGAGACUGGAUUGACAGCCCACCUGCAGCUGUUGCUGAGGGAGACGUGGAAUGCUUCUCUGAAUACAUGGAACUAUGGAUCCACAGGAUGAAAAUCGAGGGGUUGAGGCUAUGGCUUUCGACAAUUUUGCGGAUUCAAGUCACUCUUAUGUCCCUGGGCAGCCUAAACCAUCAGCUGUCUGCUUGUGGGUUUAGCCUCCAUAAAGAUCCUGACAGAAACUACAUCUUCAGAGUCAUGUACAGCGGAUGCUUUGUACAGUUAGAGCAUGGCCAUUAUGUGAUUGUGCUGAAUUUGAUGAAGAGAAUAAGCCGUUUUGGUGGCAGGAUGCAGAAUUAUGUAAUGAAAUGUCCUGAGAUGGCAGCACCACCCAACAGAGAACAUAUUCAGUGUGACCCUGAUUUCAUACAGGUUACCAGACAGAUCCCACUGGACAGCUGGAACAAUGAGCUCACUUGGUCUCUCGCUUUGAGAGGAAGCCUGGUGGUGGCGCUGGAAGACGCUAGUCUCAUUCAAGUCAAUGUUGACAUUCAGAAGCCAUACAUUACUGUUCAAGGCAGGAGGAAUGCAGUUCUCAGUCCUGUACAGGUACUACAGGCGGAGGGACAGUUUUUACCUCUGAAGCUGGUGAGUGGACAUUAUGCCUAUAGCAUGGAGGCUACUUGCCCAAAUGUGAUUCAGUACUCGUCUGAGGACACAGUACUACACAUAUACAAACGCCGCAUGGGUCUGACCAAGAGAGGAGGCUAUGACAACGAGACCCUGACAGUCAGCAGCGUGUCUGUCAACCAGACGGAUAUGUUCACCUGGUCUGAUACCCGCAGCUUCGUGCAGCUUAUUGUGCCCACCACCCUUAUUCAAAAAACAAAGAACUGCACUGAUAAAGAGGAUGCAAAUCUCCAACAGUCUUUUUUCAGAAUAGACAUUGUGCUCACUUUUAAGGAGACAAAUAACAAAAUGCUCUGGACUAUGGAGAACACAUCACCCUGCUCAGGCUCUGACGUUCCAUCAGUGGAGAUAAACUCUCAUUCUUCAGGAAUACUUAACCCGGCUAAGACAGAAAACACUGCCUCAAACCUCACAAGUCCUUACUCAGACGCCACAACUGGACCACUGCUCUCCACUGAGGCUUCCAGCAUGGAUCUCCAGACAUCAUUUCAGGCAAGAGAAGAAGGAUUUAGCAGCACAUUAAAAUCCAGCAAGGCUUUUCCAGCUACUAAGGUCCCCAGAGUGUCAUCAGUGUCUCCACAGAGCUCCAGGUCACCAGAAACCAACACAAUUGAAGUGCAAAACAGUACCAACUCCCUGUUAGCACACCCAGGUAAGCUAAUGAAGCAGAUAACCACUAGCACUCCGUAUCAAAACACGGAUGUUGUUGAGAGUUUUGUUCCAAUAGAGUCCACAUAUGUUACCAAUGAAGCAAACACGGAUGCAACAUCAACACUAAGAUUAGCCAGUUCUUCCUCUCCCUCUGAGCGAUCUGUGGACUUGGCUCAUGCUGGAGAAGCCACAUCAGACGGUCCAUCCAACUCUACUGCAGGCAACAGAACAAGUACAAGCACGCAGGAGUAUUAACAGCGCUGCACUGUUCACUAUAUUUCUCUCACCGUAAAAUUCAACACUAAUUACACACAUUUAAGUGGAGUCUUAUGACAUCAUCAUUGUCUUCAGAGACAUUUUGUCUUCAAAGGACACCGUUGCUGUAGUCGAAGAGGAUUACUAUGAUGAAGACAGCUUCAGACAUCACUUUAAAUCCUCAACCUGGCUUCCUAAAGCUCUAUCAAGUCGCUGUCCACCAUCCCUAUAUUCUUCUUAACCUGAUAUUGUAGACCACUCAGCAGACAAACAGCACAGAUUUACAACAGAA